Entelurus aequoreus (snake pipefish) is the source of this 2798-nucleotide messenger RNA. RefSeq names its product metal transporter CNNM4. Bases 26 to 2692 code for a protein of 888 amino acids. Gene Ontology annotation, molecular function: magnesium ion transmembrane transporter activity; sodium ion transmembrane transporter activity. NCBI's taxonomy places the organism in Eukaryota, Metazoa, Chordata, Actinopteri, Syngnathiformes, Syngnathidae. The transcript is spliced from 8 exons. The record is from RefSeq and is a predicted model, not a curated record. Gene Ontology annotation, biological process: magnesium ion transport; magnesium ion homeostasis. Gene Ontology annotation, cellular component: plasma membrane.
GUCGGCGGCGAGCAGUCCAACAAACAUGGCGAGAGAAUGUCGCGGCCAGCAGGGUUACAUCGUCACGGUCCUCCUCCUCCUGUGCGGCGCCGACGGAGCUCGUUUGGAGGCGGCGUCCGGCGGCAGUCAGGUGCUCGGCAUGCGGCUGGAGAGCAGCGACAAGCCCACCAGCACCGGUGACGACGGCGUCCUGCAGGUGACGGAGGACAGCACGGUGCGGCUCCGCCUCUACGGGCUGCGGCUGCACUCCGCCGCCUGGACGCUCGUCCGCUUCACGGAGCUGGCGGGCGGCGAGGCGCCGGAGCGGACCUGCGCGGACUUCACGAAGGACAUCGGGGUCGGGACCUUGAUGAACGUCAGCGGCGGGGGCACGGCGGGGUCGCUGCGCGUGCGCGUUAAGCCGCUGCGCAAGAGCGAGCCCAGCAAGGAGUACGCGCUGUGCACGCGCGGCGCCGCGGACGGCCCCUGGCUGCGGCUGGAGGACGGCGACGGCCGCGUCCUGGUCCUGGAGGAGAAGAAGCACCUGCUGCCUCUCUGGCUGCAGGCCAUCCUCAUCUCCUGCCUGCUGGUCCUGUCCGGCAUGUUCAGCGGCCUCAACCUGGGCCUGAUGGCGCUGGACCCCAUGGAGCUGCGCAUCGUGCAGAGCUGCGGCACCGACAAGGAGAAGAAGUACGCCCGCAAGAUCGAGCCCAUCCGCAGCAAGGGCAACUACCUGCUGUGCUCGCUGUUGCUAGGCAACGUGCUGGUCAACACCACGCUCACCAUCCUCCUGGACGACCUGAUCGGCUCGGGCCUGGGCGCCGUGGUGGCCUCCACCGUGGGCAUCGUCAUCUUCGGCGAGAUCGUCCCCCAGGCGCUGUGCUCCCGCCACGGGCUGGCGGUGGGCGCCAACACCAUCGUGCUCACCAAGUUCUUCAUGCUCCUCACCUUCCCGCUGUCCUUCCCCGUCAGCAAGCUGCUGGACGUCCUGCUGGGCCAGGAGAUCGGCACCGUGUACAACCGCGAGAAGCUGGUGGGCAUGCUGAAGGUGACGGAGCCGUACAACGACCUGGUCAAGGAGGAGCUCAACAUGAUCCAGGGGGCGCUGGAGCUGCGCACCAAGACCGUGGAGGACGUCCUCACCCCCCUGGCCGACUGCUUCAUGAUCCAGGCCCACGCCGUGCUGGACUUCAACACCAUGUCCGAGAUCAUGGAGAGCGGCUACACGCGCAUCCCCGUCUACGACGACGAGCGCUCCAACAUCGUGGACAUCCUCUACGUCAAGGACCUGGCCUUCGUCGACCCCGACGACUCCACCACGCUCAAGACCAUCACCAAGUUCUACAACCACCCGGUCCACUUCGUCUUCCACGACACCAAGCUGGACACCAUGCUGGAGGAGUUCAAGAAAGGUAAAUCCCACCUGGCCAUCGUCCAGAAGGUCAACAACGAGGGGGAGGGGGACCCGUUCUACGAGGUGCUGGGAUUGGUCACCCUGGAGGACGUCAUCGAGGAGAUCAUCAAGUCGGAGAUCCUGGACGAGUCGGACAUGUACACCGACAACCGCAACAAGAAGCGAGUGGACGCCAACAAGAACAAGCGCGACUUCUCUGCGUUCAAACACGAGGGCGACAGCAAGUCCAAGAUCUCUCCUCAGCUCAUGCUGGCCGCUCAUCGCUUCCUGGCCACAGAGGUCAGCCUGUUUGCUGCUUUCCACGUGACGGAGAAGGUUCUGCUGAGGAUCCUCAGACAUCCCGACGUGGUCCAGGAGCUGAAGUUCAACGACAACGACAAGCGAGCGCCGCAGCACUUCCUGUACCAGCGAGGGAAACCUGUGGACUACUUUGUGCUCAUCCUGCAGGGUCGAGUGGAGGUGGAGGCAGGAAAUGAGAACAUGAAGUUUGAGACGGGGCCGUUCUCCUUCUAUGGUGUCAUGGCACUCAGCAUGCCUUCACUAGCCGUCACCCCUCCUCUCUCCCCAUCAGUGGCGUCCCCCCCUCCGAGACGCCUCUCUCUUAAGAGGUUUUCAGUGUUCUCUCGUUUCCCAGAGUUCCGCUCCCCGUCCCACGGGGGCAACCUGAACCGCUCGGCGUCCAUCAGCUGUGGCGAGCGCGGUGCAGAGAGCGCCUCCAUCGGCGGCAGCAACACUCAGAUCUCGGGGACGCCUUUCCAGUACAUUCCGGACUUCUGCGUGCGCGCCCUGACAGACCUCCAGUUCGUCAAGAUCACUCGCUCUCAGUACCAGAAUGGCCUCUUGGCGUCCAGACUGGACAGCUCGCCUCAGUCGCCAGACGGCAGUCAAGGCCACCUGGACACGGCGGCCGCACAGCUUCCCCCUCUCACCCCGCCGGGGACGGGCCCCUUGCUGCCUCUGGCCACGCCUCCCGUGAAGGGCCCGCCGCCCAAAGCCCAGCCGAUGCCCGCCGCCGCCGCCGGCCCCCACGGGCCUCCACCCAAAACCGCAGCAGCCGCCGCCGCCGCUUCCUCCUUUGGACGAAGACCCAGCCAGUCUCUGCCCCAAGCCGCCGCCCUUCCCAGUAACCACGCCCCCCUCACCAUAACCCCCCGUCAAGCCACACCCCCCAGUGACCCCGACAAUCCUCCGGGAGAGACCACCACCCUGCUCAGCGAGCAGCACAACUGUGUGGAACCCCGCAGACCCAGUCAGCACGUGCACGCCAUCGGUCACACACACACGGAAAGCACCAUCUAACGCACGCACACACACACACACACACACACACACACACACACACACACACACACACACACACACACACACACACACACACACACACACACACACACACACACACACA